AUGGACAGUAGAGGUAUUUUGCGUGUCAGAGGUCGUUUGGAACAAGCAGAAUUAAUAGAUGACGAAAAACAUCCCAUUAUUCUGCCCAAAACGAAGUUCACCGAACUAGUGAUAUUUAGUGAACACAUAAAAGUAUUCCAUUCAGGAGUCAUGGCAACAUUGUCCAAAGUCAGGAAUAAAUUUUGGAUACCUAAAGGAAGACAAGUAGUAAAGAAAGUUAUUAACACUUGCCUGGUGUGUAAAAAGUUCGCAGUGAAGCCCGCCAAACAGUUAACGGGUCAGUUACCCAGAGAUCGUGUAGUCCAAAGUAAUCCUUUCACAGUUGUAGGCAUCGACUUAACGGGAGCAGUUACUAUUAGAGAAAAAGCGGAUAACCACAAAAAGGUGUACAUAGCCCUUAUUUACAUGCGCCGUCACUCGUGCUCAAGAAGAGGGAGCUGCAAAGUGAUUUAUUCAGAUAAUGCCAAAAAUUUCCGCAGCACAUGUGAAAUAAUUAAAGGAUUUAAAAGAAUCAAAGCAGAUCCAAGUGUGAGUGAUUUCUUGACAUCCAAAGAGGUAACAUGGAAAUUCAUACCUGAGCGUUCCCCAUGGUGGGGAGGGUUCUGGGAGCAUUUGAUGAGAAGCAUCAAGGAACCUCUGAAGAAAAUCUUAGGGAGAGCAUUACUGACUUUCGAAGAGCUCUCUACAAUAUUAACUGAACUCGAGUGUGUGCUAAAUAAUAGACCUCUAACAUACGAGAGCAACGAGCUGGGUGAACCUCGCCCGCUCAUACCUUCACAGUUUUUAUUGCCAGGACGUGGUACAUUUAACUUUCCCGAGCAUUUCUUGGAAAAUUUUAACAAGUUAUCCGACAAAGAGACUUUAACCAGGAGGAAGCUUUACCAAUCUAAGCUCUUAAAAUUAACAUGGAUCAAGUGGAAAGAGCAAUAUUUACUCCAUCUUAGAAAUGCGCAUAACUUUGCUAAUCCUAAAACUGAGCGGAACAUUAAGACUGGAGACGUUGUGUUGGUAGAAGGACCAAAACAAUCCAAACUACUUUGGGACAUGGGUGUAAUUGAAAACGUGAUUAUAGGAAGAGAUGGACAUGUUCGAGCGUGCUUUGUUCGCACGCCCAAAGGACAAUUCAGGAGAUCGAUCCAGAUGUUAUAUCCUUUCGAGAUUUAA
Stegodyphus dumicola is the source of this 1164-nucleotide messenger RNA. RefSeq lists its product as uncharacterized. NCBI's taxonomy places the organism in Eukaryota, Metazoa, Arthropoda, Arachnida, Araneae, Eresidae. The record is from RefSeq and is a predicted model, not a curated record.